AAAGUACGGCUUCAAUAAUGGGUUUUACUUUCCAAGUCAGACGGUGAGAAUGUAAAAAAAAGUAAUUUACUGUACAAAUGCAAUUAAAAUCAAUUUCCGAUGAGCGACGUCCAUCCAAUCACGCUAGAAGGGCAAGCUGUUGAAGAGAUUCUAAGGGAAGCAAAGAGAUCAAAGGAGCUUGCUAAUGAAUAUGGAGCAUUUGGAUGGAAAAAGAGAGACAUUUUACCAAAUAAGCGUUUCCUGAAUAAUACUUUGGUGAGCACACUUCGACACAGCUAUAGGGAGGAUAAAAAGCACAGAGACGGUAGUUAUCGUAAAUAUCAGAAUCAUAUGAACAACAGACGCGGUAGAGGUAGAAAUUAUUAUCGAAAUCAGGGAGAUCGUGAAGAAAUUGUUGAACCAGAACCAAAUGAACCGGAACCUGAUUAUGGAGAAUUCGAUGCUAUUGCUUACUCAGACAAAUGCACAGAUUUGUAUAUCCGAGAUUCACACAGAAAACAUUCUUUUAUGAAAGGGAACUUUGUAGAGAAGCGUUACAAGCAUAGUUCCUCAGAUUCCGAGGAGUCCUACACAGAGUAUGAUGAUCCUUCACAUGAUAAAUGGCAACAUGACAGAUUUGAAGGCAAGUGGUCAGACACUGGCUCUGCAGAUGAAUAUGCAGCAGAGUUUGAGGAAAAAACUGAAGGAACUCAAAAGGAUGAAGAUGUAUACAGACAAAGUAAAAACAAAAGACAACAUUCUCAUCAGACAGACAGAAGACAAGGCAAAUCACACAGAGAUUGUAAACCUGAUCAGGGAAGUCUAAGGAAAAGAAGUCGUCCCAGUAGAGAGUCUCAGUUUAGACCUGAAGUUAAUAACGUAGACUAUGAAGGUGCUGGAACAUCAAAAUAUAAUGAAGGAAGUGGAUAUUCUGAUGACGAUAUUUCAGAUCUGCAUCAAGCCAAAAAGAUAAUAAGGAGAGAGGAUAUGGUUAUGUCAGAAACAGAUGAAGAAAGUGAUGAAGAAUGCUUAAAUUCAGGGACAGAAUCUGCUGAUAAUAUUGAAAAACCUAAGAAACAUAAAGGUAAAAGCAAGAAAACAAGAAAACUGCCAAAUGAUGGCAAAACCUUGUGGGAAAAAAUAAGUUCUAGAAGUAUGUAUGCUGAUAUAGAGGAAAUAAAAAUGAAGAAAGGUUCAGUUAGUGCAAAACAUGAUUUUGAUAGAAAAGGAAAUAGAAAAUAUUUAAAACAAGUGAAACUUGAAAAAGAAGAAAGGAGAGAAAAAUAUCUAAAACAAAAACAGAAAGAUGAGGAAGAAGAAAUGCAAAGGAUAGCUGAUAGGGAAAGGGAAGAACAAGCAAUGAGAGACAAAGCUGAAAGAGAAAGGAAAGAAGAAUCCAUGAAAAGGCUUGCAGAUAGAAAGAGAAAAGAAGAAGAAAUGAGACAUGAAGCUGAAAGAGAGAGAAAUGAAAUAGAUAUGAGAAGGGUUGCUGACAUGCAGUGGCAAGAAGAGCAAAUGAGGAUGGCAGCCUUUGAACAUUUUAGAGGGCGUCCACCAAGGAGACCAUUCAGAGGCAGACCAUUUAUGAGAGGUAGACCUCUUUUCAGAGGUAGACCUCCAAGAGGUUUCAGGGGUGGGUUCCCUAUGUUUCCACCCAUUAAUCCAUUCUACGCUAGUUUUCUUUAUGAAAUGGAUCCUUACCUUUUGGAAAAGUUUAUAAAAGAACAUGGUCACAAACUUUUAAAGAAAUCUAAGCGUCGUGGAUAUAAAUCUGAAUCUAGUUCUAGGUCAAGAUCUCGUUCAAGAUCAAGGUCACAUAGAUAUAAAAAGAAGAAAAAACGUUACUACUCUGACAGUGAUUCAAGUUAUUCAAGAGACAGGUCUAACAGUAGAUCAAGAAGACAUUCAUCUAGACAUAGUUCAAGUUAUUCUAGAAGUAGGUCUAGACAUCGGUCAGGAGAUCGCCCUCGAAGUCGUUCUAGACAUCGGUCGAGAGACCGCUCUAGAAGUCAUUCUAGACAUCGGACGAGAGAUCGCUCUAGAAGUCAUUCUAGAUCAAGGAGGUACAGCUCAGACCAUCAUUCUAAAAGUAGAUCUAGAAGUCACAGAAGCCGAUCAAGACAUAGAAGAUCAUAUAGUCAUGAAUCAAGAAAAAAUUCUGUCUCGGAUAAAGAUAGUUCUGAAAGAUCUCAUAGUCGUUCAAAAAGAAAACAUAAAAAAUCUAGAAAGCAUAAAAAAUCUAAACACAGAAAGCACUCAAGAAGUAAACACAGAUCAAAGAAAUCAAGUGAAUCAGAGUCAGAAAAUGAAGAGAACAGUGAUCGUGGCAGUGAAUCAGAUAAUGAAAGCAAUGCAGUUGAAAGUGAAAAAUCUGCAUAUAAUGAAGAGCAGUAUUCAGAAAAUGGUGUUCAACUGGAGGAGGAAGAGUCUGAGGGGGAAAUAGUGUCUGAUGGCAAAGGUGACUUGGAGAAUGUGUCGGAUGAGGAGAGUGGUGAAGCUUGGAGUAGCUCUUCAGAGGAAGGUGUUUUAGAAUGAUGUUAAAUGACAACAGAACGUGUCAUACCUGAUGAGGGAUAUAUGAUACCUAGCGAGUGCAGAUCUUGAUUAAAAGAAAAUAGUCUCUGUUGAUAAGUUUCACUUCUCUAAAGGUGGAAUGUAUGACACAAAUUUGUCGAAAGGUGGAAUGUAUGACACAAAUUUGUGUACAUUCCAUCUUUCGAGAAGUGAAACGUAUCAACAUUAUUACAUUUAUGUAAAAUUAGCAAAAAUUAGUUUCCUAUCUGAGGACAACUAUUAGAAUGACUUGAUGGAUGUCAUUUCAUGACCGGUAACAAUUAAAUUGAGAUCAGUUUUAAAAUAUUAUGGGUUAUUGAAAUAAUAAUUUAUACAUGCAUUUAUUUUGCUGUAUAGAGGAAAUUUAGAACUUGAGUUUGGUAUUAUUUAUUUAAAUGAAUUGGUAAAAUGAAGGUAUUUGUUUAGUCUAUAUUCUAGUCUCCUUUACAGAGGUCUAUAUGAUAAUUACUACCCUGCCAAUAUUGGCUAAGGUGGACACUGUAAGUUUACAAUCCAUUUUUAGCUCGACUAUUCAAAGAAUAGUCUAGCUAUUCUACUCACCCUGGCGUCGACGUAGGCGUCACACCUUGGUUAAGUUUUUGCAUGCAAGUACAUACAGCUAUCAUUUAAAGGCAUAUAGCUUUGAAACUUAUUUAUUCUUUUUCUAGGUCAAUUACCAACCUCACUGGGUCAAGUUCCAUAACUCUAACAUUUAUUUUGAGUAAAUUAUGCCCCCUUUUGGACUUACAAAAUGUUGCUUAAAGUUUUACAUGCAAGUUACUAUCUCCAAAACUAAUGCAGAUAUUGAAUUGAAACUUCACAUGUGUCUUCGGGGUUAUAAAACUAGUUGAUAGCACCAAGUCCCAUAACUCUGACCUUCAUUUUGGCCAAAUUAUGCCCCCUUUUGGACUUAGAAAAUUUUGGUUAAAGUUUUGCGUGCAAGUACAUACAGUUAUUACUAAAAGGCAUAUAGAUUUUAAACUUACUUUUUCUUUUUCUAGAUCAAUUACCUACCUCACUGGGUCAGGUCCCAUAACUCUGACAUGUAUUUUGGCCAAAUUAUGCCCCCUUUUGGACUUUUACCUACCUCACUGGGUGAAGUUCCAUAACUCUGACAUGUAUUUUGGCCAAAUUAUGCCCCCUUUUGGACUUGGAAAAUUCUGGUUGAAGUUUUGCGUGCAAGUACAUACAGCUAUUACUAAAAGGCAUAUAGCUUUUAAACUUAUUUUUUCUUUUUCUAGAUCAAUUACCUACCUCACUGGGUGAAGUCCCAUAACUCUGACAUGUAUUUUGAGCAAAUUAUGCCCCCUUUUGGACUUAGAAAAUCCUGGUUAAAGUUUUACAUGCAAGUUACUAUCUCCAAAACUAAUGCAGAUAUUAAAUUGAAACUUCACAUGUGUCUUCGGGGUUAUAAAACUAGUUGAUAGAAUCAAGUCCCAUAACUCUGACAUGUAUUUUGGGCAAAUUAUGCCCCCUUUUGGACUUAGAAAAUCCUGGUCAAAGUUUUGCGUGCAAGUACAUACAGCUAUUACCAAAAGGCAUAUAGCUUUGAAACUUCUUUGUUCUUUUUCUAGGUCAGUUACCAACCUCACUGGGUCAAGUUCCAUAACUCUUAACAUGUAUUUUGAGCAAAUUAUGCCCCCUUUUGGACUUAGAAAAUUCUGGUUAAAGUUUUACGUGCAAGUUACUGUCCUCAAAACUAAUGCAGAUAUGGAAUUAAAACUUAACAUGUUUCUUCGGGGUUAUAAAACUAGUUGAUAGCAUCAAGUCCCAUAACUCUGAUAUGCAUUUGGUCAAAUUAUGUCCCGUUUCGAACUUAAAAUUCUUUUGAUAUUUAACAUUUUGGGUAAUAAUUUCCUGCUUCUGUGACAAUAUUCCGAAUAGUCGAGCUUGGCUGUCUUACGGACAGCUCUUGUUUCUUUAGACAAGUCUGUUGGUCUGAAUUCUGUCAUGAUAUAACUAUUUGGAGAUAAUGCAAAUUAUUUUACCAGUACUCAUGUUUCUGUGGAAGUAAGAAGAGGUUGAAUAAACCUUUUGUAUCUCUUGAAGUCAGUGAAGAUUUGUGAGUGAAUCAGCUGUCAUUUAAAGAAUAUGUUUGCUGUUUUGGGGAACACAUGCAACUGUUAAAAACACUUAAAGCUCUCAAAGUUGGUUAAAUUGUAACAGUUGCUUUAAAUAAUUUCAAAUAUUUCACCUAGAAUCAUGAAACACCAUAAACAGUGACAGGAAGUGGGGGCACCAGUGUACUAGGGACACAUAUCUAGUUAUUUCAUAGUGGUGUUUCAAAAUCUUUUAACCAGUAUUACAUGAAAUUUAGGAGUGAUCAAAUUUAUUAUCUAACUUUUUAUUGCCAUUUGCAGAUGUACAAGUGAUUAAUUUUUUUUUAAGAAAAAUAAGUAGAUUCCUGAAAAUUGUGAUUAAUUUUUCAUGCUGUGUAUUUUUUUCAGUCAAAGUCUAUAGCAGCAUGAUAUGUGCUGUAUGUUGUAAAUGUAUUAGUUCUAGAAAAAUACUAAUAUUUGAUCCCUGUAACAAGUUAUGUGACAAAAUAUUGUAGUGUAAUUAAAGGAAAUAAUCUUUAAA
This is a messenger RNA of Mercenaria mercenaria, 5112 nucleotides long. Its product is annotated as serine/arginine-rich splicing factor 4-like. The record is from RefSeq and is a predicted model, not a curated record. NCBI's taxonomy places the organism in Eukaryota, Metazoa, Mollusca, Bivalvia, Venerida, Veneridae. Bases 100 to 2514 code for a protein of 804 amino acids. The transcript has 4 exons.